GGCGGGAGAGCGGCGGCCCCGGAGCGCGACUGCCCGCUCGGCGCUGCCCCUGCCGCCGCCGCGACCUCGCGGAGCCAUGUCCGAGGAGAAGCCCAAGGAGGGGGUCAAGACAGAGAAUGACCACAUCAACCUCAAGGUGGCCGGCCAGGACGGCUCCGUGGUCCAGUUCAAGAUCAAGAGGCACACCCCGCUGAGCAAGCUCAUGAAGGCCUACUGCGAGAGGCAGGGCUUGUCAAUGAGGCAGAUACGGUUCAGGUUCGAUGGGCAACCGAUCAAUGAAGCAGACACGCCCGCACAGCUGGAGAUGGACGACGAGGACACCAUCGACGUGUUCCAGCAGCAGACGGGGGGCGGCCUCCUCGCGCCUGCUGUGGCGUGGUGA
Ochotona curzoniae (black-lipped pika) is the source of this 382-nucleotide messenger RNA. RefSeq names its product small ubiquitin like modifier 3 (gene SUMO3). Gene Ontology annotation, cellular component: nucleus. Gene Ontology annotation, molecular function: ubiquitin-like protein ligase binding; protein tag activity. The transcript is spliced from 4 exons. NCBI's taxonomy places the organism in Eukaryota, Metazoa, Chordata, Mammalia, Lagomorpha, Ochotonidae. The record is from RefSeq and is a predicted model, not a curated record. Gene Ontology annotation, biological process: protein sumoylation. The coding region runs from base 77 to 382 and encodes 101 amino acids.